Molecule: messenger RNA, 2890 nt
Organism: Saccoglossus kowalevskii
Lineage: Eukaryota; Metazoa; Hemichordata; Enteropneusta; Harrimaniidae
Biological process (GO): negative regulation of MAPK cascade; peptidyl-tyrosine dephosphorylation
Cellular component (GO): cytoplasm
Molecular function (GO): MAP kinase tyrosine/serine/threonine phosphatase activity; MAP kinase tyrosine phosphatase activity; protein tyrosine/threonine phosphatase activity
Source: RefSeq, a predicted model, not a curated record
UACUUUGCCAGAACGUUUGUUCAGCUUGAAGCGAAAAAUGGCUAAGCACCUGCCACCGAACCUACGAAUGUUGGACACCGAGAAACUAGCCGAGAUGAUCGGUACUAGCGUGGACAGGUUAUUGGUGAUCGACAGUAGAUCGUUUGUCGAAUAUAACACUUCUCAUGUGCUAAACUCAGUGAAUAUUGUGUGUUCAAAAUUGGUGAAGCGGAGACUGCAACAAGAUAAGGUAACUAUUCGUGAAUUAUUGUCUAAUUCUUGUAAGGUUGAUACCGAUGAUAAUUGCGAAGUGGUAGUUUAUGAUCAAUGUACCCAUGAUGCCUCAGGAAUCCAAUCAGAAAAUUUUCUCUCUGUCUUACUUGGUAAAUUAUCAGGAACUUUUCAGCGUGUUUCUCUUCUUACAGGUGGCUUUGCUGCUUUUCAGUCUUGCUUUCCAAGUCUAUGUGAAACUCAGGGGAAUUUCACCAAAUGUUCAGCUUUGGCGCCGUUAUCCCAACCAUGUAUGUCAAUCAACAAUGUGGGACCAACGAAAAUACUGGCGUUUCUUUAUCUCGGCUCGCAAAAAGACGUUCUGAAUCAGGAAGUCAUGCACACGAGUGGGAUUGAGUAUGUACUGAACAUUAGCAAGACAUGCCCACAGCCUGACUUUCUACCAGAUGCACACUUCUGCCGGAUACCUGUUAAUGACAAUUAUACCGAAAAAAUUAUCCCAUAUAUGGAUCAAGCUAUGGAAUUUAUAGAAAAAGUUCAAUCAUCUAAUGGUAAAGUCAUUGUUCAUUGUUUGGCUGGAGUAUCUAGAUCAGCUACUGUGGCAAUAGCUUACGUCAUGAGGUAUCUUCAUAUGUCAUCAGAUGAUGCUUACAGGUAUGUGAAAGAUAAGAGGCCAACAAUAUCGCCAAAUUUCAAUUUCUUGGGACAGCUUCUGGAAUAUGAGAAGUUACUAAGAAAAGACAAACAAGGCCCUGAUUAUGUCAUCACUGACCAACCACAUUCACGCCCGUCAGGGUGUGGUGACGUCAUCACACCAAAACCACGUUCACCAAGUCCUUACCGAGAAACUAAACCUUACUUAUUCCAUGAUAAAGUACACCAAUCUGAAACUGAUGAUGAUCCAACGGAGCGGAAACGUUCAAAAGUGUCACCCGGAGUUAAAAUACGAGACAUUCCGGCGAUCCCAUAUGUUGUUUCCUCCCCAUUCCAUAAAACACCAGAACGUCCAACUGGAUUAGAUGUUGUUUCACAAUUGGGACCAAUUUUUUUGAACUCUUCACCACCUCCACAGUUUACCUGUAUGACGGUUCCCAAUUUGCCAAGUCCAAGCACGCCUGAUAGUAUAAUGUCCUCGCCCAUGCAGGACUCUCCACCUGUGUCUAUUUGCUCUAAACCAAGCGGUAAGCCUGUGAGUCCUGUUUCUUUACAGCAAGUCCAUGAUUUGACUGGAUCCCUAAGUGUUAAUUCCCCAGGAAUUAAGUAUGAUAAUCCUUUUCACGCUGUCUUGAGGAAAAAGAAUGCUGCUUCUGUAAAAAACAUUGACGUGGACAAACCUGACAGCAGUAUUUCUGUCGCAGGCCGCAAUAGUCUGUUACUGACAGGGGACCAAUCAGGAGUGGUGUUGUGUGGAAACGUUGCCGACUCUGUGACCCACAAACCUGCUACUAAACCUGACGAAAAUUGUGGAAGUAGCAACUCUGAGAAUGCCUUCUUUAAAACCGUUGCAGAUACUGUUUGUAGCAACUCUGAGAAUGACUUUUUGAAAACCGUUGCAGAUACUGAUUGUAGCAACUCUGAGAAUGCCUUCUUGAAAACCGUUGCAAAUACCAAUUGUAGUCAAGCGUCAAAAAACUCUAAAGGGUCUCAGCAGAUGGACAGAUCUGCUGAGGCCAUCACUGUGACAGAAAAGAAGAAGCCGAGAAAAGCGAACAAUGUGAAAGUCCACAAAUCCACUGUGGACACAGUGGUUCACAAAGACUCACAAACUAAAAGCACAAAACAUUCAGUUAGGGAAAGUUUUUCCUUUUCGGAGACUUCUGCAUGGACUUCUGCAAUGUCAACUCAGUGUGAUUUCAUGAGAAUAGAUGGACAUGCCGCUAAACUACAGCGAUCGUCUGGGUCUGUGGAGUCCUUAGACUGCCAUUACCAGGAGAUUAUGGAUAUCGAUGAUACAGGCGCAACUUUAGGUAGCCAGAGAUCAAUGUGCGGGAGCUGUGAAAUGAUAGAAGUAUCGUAAAAUACUCCUUGAUAAAUAUAGUACCGGUACAUCCUAAAAACAUGCAACAUAACCUACUCGUUGAGAAAUGGUAUAACCAAUGAGACGAGGGAGGCAACAGAAAAACAAUUUUUUUUUUAUUAUUUAAAAAAAAAUAUUCUAUAUAUUAUGUUAUGUUUAAGUGCAAUAAGUUUGUGUGUUUUUUUCACUAUUUCAGUUCCAAACAGUGGCCGAAGUCUACAGCAAUGGUUAUUCAAAAACCCAGCAUUUUUUGUGCAAUAUACAAUGAUGGUACAAAAAAAAAAUGCUGAAUUUACAAAUAGAACUGCCAGACAUUUUGUAAAAUAGACCCCAUUUAAUAUGCCUAAUUUGUAAGAAACGAGAUAUUCUCGGUCUAUUUAUUUAUUACCCUUGUUUUAUCAUUUCAAUUACUCAGAUAUUUGUAAUUUUCUUACCUACAUCCAAACUAUAAAGUGAAAACUUUUUUUCAAAUGAAAGUGAAACCAUUUUAAUAUAUUGUGUCCUGAUCUGUUGACCUAUUCCCUCUCUUUUAUACCAAAAUGGUAUAGUCCAUUUUAAAAAGAAAUAAAAAAAACUACUUUUCCUACGUAAGUGAGCAAGUUGUCAACAGAUUGCAAAAAAAAGUACAUAGAGCCAAAAUCUUCAUCUUACAAUCAGUACUAA